AUGGACAUGCAGGUACAUCAAGAGUUCACAAAAUGGGCUGUAAAUCAAGGUGUCAUUAUCAACAAUGUUUCGCCUUUCCGGUUUCCAGAAAAGGGUCUGGGACUGAUAGCGAACAAGAAUUUUGAGAUAGGUGAUACUCUGGUGCAGGUCCCCAUAAAGACACUUCGUAAAGCUACGGAUGUACCUUCUCAGUUUGCAGCGCUGGCACCUGAACUAGCUGUUCAUGCUCUUUUCGCUCUAUCUCUGGACUCGCUGCUCGGGCCGGAAUGGAAAGUUACCCUCCCUUCCCAACAGGAUAUGCAUAGUUCCAUGCCUUUAUUCUGGGAUCCCUCAUUACAAGAGCUUCUUCCGUACUCGGCCCGAGCUCUCCUUAAGACGCAAAUGGAGAAAAUUACUUCUGCUUGGACGAUCAUCUGCAAAGCAUUUCCCGAACCACCCAUAACCUACGAUGAAUUCAUGUACAACUACAGUAUUGUCAACAGUAGGACGUUCUACUACCUUUCACCGACCAUCAAAUCAUCUAGAUCACAACCACCACAAGAGAACCGUCUUGCAUUGAAUCCGUUCGCAGACUACAUAAAUCAUAGUUCAGAACCCACGGUUGAUGCAACUCUCAGUCGCGCUGGCUACACACUCACGGCCUCGCAACCCAUCAAGCAGGGCUCCGAAGUGCACAUUUCAUACGGAAGUCACAACAACGAUUUUCUUCUCGUCGAGUAUGGCUUCAUACUCGACGACAACCGAUGGGACGAGGUAACUCUGGAUCCCUGGAUAACACCAUGGCUAAACGGAGAGCAAAAAGAGCACCUCGAAGAGAUGGGGUUUCUCGGUAAAUACCUCCUAGAUCGAGACACCAUAUGUUAUCGCACGCAUGUAGUCCUCAGGAUUAUAUGUCUACCGAUAGGUAGAUGGAAAAGAUUCGUACAGGGAUCUGAGGGCGAAGAGGUGUCUCAGGAGGCUGCGGAUGAAGUUCUAUUGAAAGUACUAAUGGCUGGUAAGAUGGAGAUGAUGGAAAUAAUCAAAAAAAUAGACGAAAGCCAGGCAGGACUUGAAAGUCAAAGAAAUACGUUGACCAGACGCUCGAACCAAAUUGUUCUGUUGUUAAAUAGAGCGUUAAAUCGAAUUGGAAGCUAA
Messenger RNA from Botrytis deweyae, 1134 nucleotides. RefSeq lists its product as uncharacterized. Gene Ontology annotation, biological process: peptidyl-lysine monomethylation. Lineage: Eukaryota; Fungi; Ascomycota; Leotiomycetes; Helotiales; Sclerotiniaceae. Bases 1 to 1134 code for a protein of 377 amino acids. The transcript has 3 exons. The record is from RefSeq and is a predicted model, not a curated record. Gene Ontology annotation, molecular function: protein binding; protein-lysine N-methyltransferase activity.